Molecule: messenger RNA, 3112 nt
Organism: Calidris pugnax (ruff)
Lineage: Eukaryota; Metazoa; Chordata; Aves; Charadriiformes; Scolopacidae
Gene: AP4B1
Product: adaptor-related protein complex 4, beta 1 subunit
Exons: 10
Biological process (GO): intracellular protein transport; vesicle-mediated transport
Cellular component (GO): membrane coat; clathrin adaptor complex
Molecular function (GO): clathrin binding
Source: RefSeq, a predicted model, not a curated record
CUGGGCGGCGAGGAGGCGGUGCGGGAGCUCCGCCGGGCUCUGUCCAACCCGCACGUGCAGGCGGAUCGGUUGCGGUACCGCGCCGCCGUCCUGCGCGUCAUCCGGCACAUGGCGCAGGGCGCGGACGUGUCGGGGCUGUUCCCGGAGAUGGUGAAGGCCAGCGCGGCCGCCGACGUGGUGCAGAAGAAGCUGGUGUCGCUGUACGUGCGGGCGCAGGCCCCGCGGCAGCCGCAGCUGGCGCUGCUGGCCGUCAACACCCUGCGCAAGGACUGCAGCCACCCCAGCCCCGCCGUGCGGGGGCUCGCCCUCCGCAGCAUGUGCGGGCUCAGGAUGCCUGGUAUCCAGGAGUACCUGCAGCAGCCCCUCCUCAACGGGCUGCGGGACAAGGCCUCCUACGUGCGGAGAGCGGCCGUGCUGGGCUGUGCCAAGAUGGUGAAGCUACAAGGGGACUCCGAAGUGGAUGGUGCCUUGGUGAACGAGCUGUACAGUUUGCUUCGUGAUCAGGAUCCCAUUGUAGUCGUGAAUUGUCUGAGGGCCUUAGAAGAGAUCCUGAAGAAGGAGGGAGGAGUUGUCAUCAACAAACCCAUUGCCCACCAUCUCCUCAACAGGAUGGUGGACCUGGAUCAGUGGGGGCAGAGUGAGGUGCUCGCCUUCCUUCUGCGCUACAGGCCCCGCAGCGAGGAGGAGCUCUUCGACAUACUCAAUUUGCUGGAUGGCUAUCUCAAAAGCAGCAGCCCCAGCGUUGUGAUGGCAGCCACCAAGCUUUUCCUGGUGCUGGCCAAGGAGUACCCCCACGUGCAGGCAGACGUUUUGGUGAGGGUGAAGGGGCCGCUGCUGUCGGCCUGCACCUCCGAGAGCAGGGAGCUCUGCUUCACUGCGCUCUGCCACGUGCGUCAGAUCCUUGGGAGCCUUCCUGGCCAUUUUAGCAGCCACUACAAAAAGUUCUUCUGUUCGUAUUCAGAGCCCCACUACAUCAAAUGCCAGAAGAUGGAGGUGUUGUGUGAGCUGGUGAACGAUGAGAACGUACAGCAGGUGCUGGAGGAGCUGAAGGGCUAUUGCACCGAUGUCUCGGUAGAGCUCGCCCAAGGGGCCAUCUUUGCCAUAGGCAAUAUUGCCCGGACCUACACAGAGCAGUGUGUGGGGAUUCUGACAGAGCUGCUGGGGCUGCAGCAGGAGCACAUCACUUCAGCAGUGGUACAGGCUUUCCGGGACCUGGUCUGGCUGUGUCCGCAGUGCACGGGUGCAGUGUGUCGGGCACUGCCUGGCUGUGAGGACGCCAUCCAGGACAGCGAGGGCAAACAAGCACUGAUCUGGCUCCUGGGUGCACACGGCGAGAAGGUACCCAAUGCCCCCUAUGUUUUGGAGGAGUUUGUGGAGAACGUGAAGUCGGAGAUGUUCCCAGCAGUGAAGAUGGAGCUUCUGACAGCCCUGGUGCGACUCUUCCUGUCUCGUCCUGCCGAGUGUCAGGACAUGCUCGGGAGGCUGCUCUAUUACUGCAUAGAGGAGGAGAUGGAUAUGGCAGUACGAGACCGUGGGUUGUUCUACUAUCGCCUUUUGCAGUCGGGUGUGGAAGAGGUGAAACGGGUCCUGUGUGGCCCCACUUCUGACCCCUCUCUGGGGCUCCUGGAAGACCAAACUGAGCGACCUGUGAAUACAUGGGCUUCAGAGUUUAAUACCCUUGCACCGGUUUAUGGCAGAGAACGCUGGGCACUUGUCGCUGCUCAUGAGCCCCCAGAACCCUCUUACGCUUAUUCUCCUUGUACUGACUCCAGGAACAGAGACACAGAGUCGCUGAUUUCUGAAGGGAAUGAAGAUGUCCUCAAAGUUCAUCCUGAUACAGGCAGCCUGACCUUAAUUCCUGAUGUUCACCUGACAGCAGAACAGUUUGAGAAGACCUGGCUGAGCUUGGACAUGAGCUGCCGCCUCUCUCUGCCCUGGCGCGGGGCUGUUUACCCCGAUGCCGUACAGACGGCCCUUCACGUUGUCCACAUCCAGACUAUUGCUAUGAGCAAAGCUGGUGUCCAGCCCUGGAAAGCUUAUCUCGGGGCUCAGGAUGACACAGGAUGCCUCUUCCUAACGGAGCUGCUGCUGGAGGAGGAGGAUGCGGGGAUGCAGGUUUCGGUGAAGCAGAGCGAGGCGAGGCCGGAGGCGCUGCAGGCCUUCGUGUCGGUGCUGAGGACCGUCAUGGGGACAGUUGCUGGACUGGGGUCCUGAACGCUCCCUGCUCCCAGUGGGAUGUUGCUGGGGGCACAGGAAGCGUUUUUCUCUGGCUUCACUUGCUGUAUGUGAUGCUGGGUUUGUACUGUUAACACUGCCGGAGUGUUUGCCCCUUCCUGGGCUGGGCCGAGGGAGCAGAGCGACGGGGGCGGCUGCAGCCUGGACGGGGCAGGGUGAGGGGUCUGUCCUCCCUCCAGGCUGGGAAGGGACAAGGGAACGUGUUCCUGAGCCCGCUGCUGCUGGCGUGACACACGGGAGUGGUGGCAUCUAUGGUGAUUGUCACAACCUGUACGGAAUAUUACAUUUUUGCUGAUGCUGAUUUUUACCGUUUGUUACUUUGUGACUAGAAAGGGUAUUUAAGGGUUUGUUUUCUGCGUCGUACUUAUUUCUGUGCGGUUCUGUCGCCCUGUCCUCGCAGUACAGUACGCGGGACGGGGCACUGCUGCGUGACUAAAUUUUUGCAGUAAAUUUUUAAAGUUACACUCUGGCCAGCCAUGGGACUCGUUUUGUGAAGAGUGUGUCGACAGCACUCCCUCUGCUCCGCUGAAAGUCAUGGGGAGUCGGACUUUGUACAGCGUCAUGGGAAGUGUCCUCGUCACAGCCACGUUUGACAGAGUGGCAGAGCCUGAGGAAGACUCCGUGGCUGAGGCUGCAGCCACCGGUCACGGUAACGGGGCUUUAUGUUGUGCCCCAAGGAGUGCCUUUGUUAACCCUGUUCUGUAAGACUUACUGUAAUUGAAAAUCUAUUUUAAUGACUGUUGUACCUCUAAAUUGCAAUAUGCCUUCCAUGCACUUGGCUGAAACACUGCUGCUACUGUUAAACAACAGGUUUUAGGUUUUAUUUCUGAACUUCCUAAUAAAGAUGUGAAUCAUUCCUUGUUGGUUCAACUCUGAA